AUGGAAAUAUCAAGAGUACGUACAUCGUUGAAAUCAAAUUUACUAACAAAUAAUAAUAAGAGUAACAACAACAAUAAACGUCGUCUAGAUGGACCAGUUGCAUUUGGAAGAAUUCCAUUAUCAUCUAUAAUAGCCACACAAAAACGACAAACAAUUAAUUCAAUUAAACAUGAACCAUUAUUGACAAAAACAACACCCGUAACAACAACAAUAGCAAAAAAUUUGAGAAAAAAUUCGACAACACCAAAAGUUAAAAGUUUAUGGAUGAAUAUUGGACGAAAUUCAUUAUCAACAACACCCGAACCGCUAUUAUCUAAUCGACCAAGACGUAGUCAACUUAGGAAAAAGUUACUACGUCUCUUACUUGUCUUUAGUUAUUUAUUAUCCAUAUCGCUAUUUGCCAUUGCAUUAGCAACAUUUUAUGGAUUUUUUUGGACUGCACAUCUCACACCAACAUCGUCAGAUAAUGAUACAUUAGUUACUGACGAUACAAGUACAAUAUUUCAUAGUAAAUCACGGGUAGAUCAGUAA
Molecule: messenger RNA, 531 nt
Organism: Didymodactylos carnosus
Lineage: Eukaryota; Metazoa; Rotifera; Eurotatoria; Philodinida; Philodinidae
Source: the annotation of a GenBank genome assembly